AUGGCAAAAAUCGCUAUUAUUACAUAUUCAACCUAUGGUCAUAUUGACAAUUUGGCAAAGACUAUUCAAAAAGGUAUAGAAGAAGCUGGUGGUAAAGCUGAUUUAUUCCGUGUUCCAGAGACUUUAUCAGAUGACAUCUUAACCAAAAUGAAUGCUCCUGUUGCUAAAGCAUCUAUCCCUGUUGCCACUGCUGAAACUUUAAAAGAAUAUGAUUCCUUCUUAUUCGGGGUUCCAACAAGAUUUGGUUCUUUACCUGCUCAAUGGGCCGCUUUUUGGGAUUCUACUGGAGCUUUAUGGGCUGAAGGCGCCCUUUAUGGUAAAAUAGCCGGGUUUUUCGUUUCUACUUCUUCAUAUGGUGGUGGUCAAGAAGAUACCGUUAGAAAUUGUCUUUCUUAUAUUGUUCAUCAUGGUAUGUUAUAUAUUCCACUUGGUUAUAAGAAUGCUUUUGCUGAAUUGGCAAAUGUUGAAGAAGUUCACGGUGGUAGUGCUUGGGGUGCAGGUAUUCUAGUAGGUUCUGAUGGUUCUAGAGCUCCAUCUGCUAUAGAAUUGAAGAUUGCUGAAAUUCAAGGUAAAACUUUCUAUGAAACUGCAAAGAAAUUCUUCCCAGAAGAUGAGACUACUACUACUGCUGCUGCUGCCACUGGCACUAAGAAAGAUACCACUGCUGAUAAAGGUGCUUCAAAAUCAGCUGCAAAGAGACAAACUACUAAACCAGCUGAAACAAAAAAAGAAGAUGAUAAGAAGAAAGAAAGUUCCUCUAUGAUGGACUGUUGUACUCUAAUGUAA
Messenger RNA from Maudiozyma barnettii, 786 nucleotides. RefSeq names its product flavodoxin-like fold family protein (gene YCP4). The record is from RefSeq and is a predicted model, not a curated record. The coding region runs from base 1 to 786 and encodes 261 amino acids. NCBI's taxonomy places the organism in Eukaryota, Fungi, Ascomycota, Saccharomycetes, Saccharomycetales, Saccharomycetaceae. The transcript has a single exon. Gene Ontology annotation, molecular function: NAD(P)H dehydrogenase (quinone) activity; FMN binding.